Molecule: messenger RNA, 2761 nt
Organism: Ziziphus jujuba (common jujube)
Lineage: Eukaryota; Viridiplantae; Streptophyta; Magnoliopsida; Rosales; Rhamnaceae
Product: ankyrin repeat-containing protein At2g01680
Exons: 3
Coding region: 629-2515 (628 amino acids)
Cellular component (GO): plasma membrane
Molecular function (GO): protein phosphatase regulator activity; protein phosphatase 1 binding
Source: RefSeq, a predicted model, not a curated record
AAAACUUUGAGAAUUUUCCCAGAAUGAACAUUAGCAACUAUUCUUAGUCUGUAAAUUCCUGCAGCUAUACCCUUUCAGCAUUUUCCUCACUACUGAUGUCAUUAGAGCAUCAGGACCAGGUCAAUUGAAUGGAUGAGCACUGGGAACAGACAAGGUAGGGUAAAGUGUGGGAAAAUACUUGUCCAUAAUCGACAAAGAGUCUCGGUUCUAGAUUCAAAGUUCAAAGAUUCUCCUUAUUUUUUCUUUCUUUUUUUUUUUUUUUUUUAUCCUUAUAAUUUCAUAUUUUAUAGUAUACUCUCAUAGGAUGUUUGUCAUCAUUAAUGUUCCUUGAACAUACUGUGCCUUGACUCACACAUUUCUUAAGAGUUUGGCAGACUGAUUGCAACCGUCCAUAAUAAUAAACAGUCUCAAAAACGUGGUGAAGACUUUAGCUUCCCAAUAUUUUAUUCAACUUCUCUGAUUUUCCAGCAGAUUUAAUUUCCUAUAAAUCUACCAAUUUUCUUCAUGCAUAUACAUUUACAUCUAUAUAAGAGGUGUUUGAAUAGUAUCAUCCAGUCAGUUAUCCUCUCUUGUUGACAUUCUAAUAGCAUUUUACUUGAAUAAAAAACAAAAAUUGAAUCUUAGGCAAAUGGAUUCUCAACUUAUGGAGGCAAUAAGGAGCAAUGAUGUAUCCACAUUCAUCAACUUAUUUCGAGAAAACGAAGGAAUUCUUGAGCAAAAAUCAGUUUGCUUGAACACAGCCUUACACUAUGCAUCGAUGUUUGGACACAUUGACAUAGUCUCAGAAAUUAUCAAGUUGUAUCCUGAUAUGAUUGCUGCUGAGAACAAAGACAUGGAGACUCCAUUUUAUGAAGCUUGUCGCCAAGGGAAUGUCAACGUAGUAAAGCUGCUAUUGGAAGCUAAUCCCAGUGCAGCUUUUAUGCUCAACUCUGAAAGGAGGAGUGCAUUCUUUGUGGCUUGCAGUCAUGGCCAUCUCGACGUGGUGAAUCUCCUACUGACUCAAUCUGGAUUGCUGGAUUUAGAGGAAGCUGGGCUUGACCUGACUUGUAUACAUAUAGCUGCAUCCAGAGGACACUCAGAUGUUGUUAGAGAGAUACUGAACACGAACCCCAACUUUACCAAAAAGAUGGAUGAGAAAGGGAAUUCACCAUUGCAUUACGCUUGCAAUGGGGGGCACAGGGAGAUAACCUGGAUGCUCCUUAGGCGUGAUCCAAAUCUUGCUCUUCAAUAUAACAACAACGGUUACACAUCCCUGCACUUGGCAGCAAUACAUGGUGAAAUUUCAGUCCUUGAAGAAUUUGCAUCAAAGGCUCCUGCAGCUUUUCAUUAUCUCACUAAAGAGGAGGAAACAAUCUUUCAUUUGGCUGUGAGAUAUGGCAAAUAUGAAGCUUUAAUGUUCUUGUUGCAUUCCUCUAAUAGUACAAAUAAUCUUCUUCAUUGUCAAGAUCGAUAUGGCAACACAGUUUUACAUCUUGCAGUCUCUAGAGGGCGGCAUCAGAUUGCAGAGUUCUUGAUCAAGAAAACAAAAGUGGAGGUCAACUCUCGGAACUGUAAAGGUCUCACAGCACUUGACAUUCUUGACCAGACAAAGGAGAGUGCAGAAACUCAGCAUCUUGGGGCCAUAUUGACAAGAGCUGGAGGAGAAAGAAGCAUUGAUGUGAUAACUUAUUCACCAGAAACGUUAUCUCCAGGGGAAAGUUAUGUUUUUGAAUCAGACAUGUCCAUCACGAACGAAAAUGGUUUCUCUUCUUUGCCAGAGACGGCCUUCAAUCAGCAAAGGAGCCAAAGCAAGGACAAAAGGUCACCAUCCCAAAAGUACCAAGGCCAAGAGAGAUUCAACAAUGAAGCAAGCAAUUUGCAAAAGCACAAGAGUCCCAGUAAAAGGAACUUGGUAGAACUACCAAUAGGCCUUUCCAAAAACUGCCAAUUCAAGCAGCAUAAGGUAUACAGAGAGGCACUACAAAAUGCCAGGAACACAAUCAUACUAGUUGCUAUUUUGAUUGCCACAGUCACAUUUGCAGCAGGAAUAAGCCCUCCCGGUGGUGUUUAUCAGGAGGGAUCGAUGAAAGGGAAGUCGAUGGUGAGCACAACAACAGCUUUCAAGGUGUUUUCAAUAAGCAAUAAUGUGGCAUUGUUCACAUCUCUGUCCAUAGUCGUUGUCCUUGUGAGUAUCAUCCCCUACAGAAGAAAGCCUCAGAUGAGACUAUUGGUGGUCGCUCACAAGGCGAUGUGGGUGGCUGUGGCAUUCAUGGCGACAGGUUAUGUUGCAGCCACAUGGGCCAUCCUGCCUCACAGCAAGGGGACUGAUCUCUUGCUUGUGGCAACGCUGUCUUUAAGCGGUGCAACCCUGGGGGUCAUUUUUAUUGGUCUUGGUGUUCUGCUAGUUGAUCACAGGGUCAGGAAAGUGAAGUGGAGAAAAGUGAGAAUUGGAAGGUGGGGAUUUGCUGAUGCAGAAUUGGAAAGCCAGAAUUCUGAUGUUGAAAGCUCAUACCAACAAGGAUACCACUCGUACUGAAUGUUUUUUCACCGUUUAAGAAAGCUUAUGAUCAAUGCAUGGUUCAAGGAGAUUUUAGUUGGUUAUUUUGCAUUGUUGAAUCCGUUGAAUUAGAGUUUGCAAUUUAGAGUAGGAUUUUGAUUCUGUUAUAGCUUUGAAAUGUUUCUUUUACCUAAUAAUGUACUUACACCAAGUAGCAGACCCAUGAUCAUGGACAAUAUCAUCAAGAAUCUUGCAAACUUUCAAACUUAAAAACUAUAAAUUUUA